Vigna radiata var. radiata (mung bean) is the source of this 742-nucleotide messenger RNA. Its product is annotated as oil body-associated protein 2C-like. Lineage: Eukaryota; Viridiplantae; Streptophyta; Magnoliopsida; Fabales; Fabaceae. The transcript is spliced from 3 exons. Bases 102 to 380 code for a protein of 92 amino acids. The record is from RefSeq and is a predicted model, not a curated record.
UUUUGGUCUUCUUGUUUUCUCUCUCUUUUUGUUUCAACUUUCUCAAAACUCAAUAUUUGUUUAAUGUUUUGGUUGAUAGGUGUGGAGAUAUCUUUGAAACUAUGCCACCGGAGGAACGGAAACUUUGGCAUUCUCAUGCUUAUGAGGUCAAAUCGGGUCUCUGGGUGAACCCUAGAGUUCCAGAGCUUAUUGGGAAACCGGAGCUCGAAAACCUAGCCAAAACUUACGGCAAAUUCUGUUGUACGUGGCAGGCUGACAGAGGGGAUAGGCUUCCUAUGGGUGCACUUGCGCUGAUGAUAUCUCCACAAGUAGAAAGUCCAAGUUUGGUGAAUGAUGCCAAGUACAAUUUUUUUUCAGAGAAUGAUCAACCCCUUGGUUGACUAUUGGAAGCAGCAUGGCAAAGGAUUUGCCAUUGACAUCGAUGAGACUUAGAUCAAGUUAAGGGCACCUUUUCCUUGACUCACUCUAUAUACCAACUAUUUCACUCAUUUUCAUACCAAAUAAAUUAGAGCUAUGAAAUUUUACAUUUAACAGAAAAUAAUUGUCUGUGAAGUGUUUCCUCCACUCAACUUUAUAUAUAUGUUGAUGGAUUGAAUCUAAAGCUCAAUGACAUAAGCUNUUUUUAAGGAUAAAUUAUAAUUUAUUGUUGUUCUUUAUUCACUAGCAAUUAAUCCUCGUUCGGCCAAUUAAUUUUCGUUCGUUCUUUCUUGUUGUUCCUUGAUUCUUUGGGUUUAGGGUUUAG